GCUGCAAGAUGGCGUUGCGAGCGCUCCGGCGGGUCGGGCCGGGCCUGGCGCCGCGCUGCCCGCGCCUCUCGCCGCCGCCGCCGCCGCCGCGGGUGCUCGCGGCCAGGAGGCUGGCCACCAGCUCGCUGGUGCUAUCUGCCCGCAAAUUCACAGACAAGCAUGAAUGGAUAUCUGUUGAAAAUGGCAUUGGAACAGUAGGAAUCAGCAAUUUUGCACAGGAGGCAUUAGGAGAUGUUGUUUACUGUAGUCUUCCAGAAAUUGGGACAAAAUUGAGUAAACAUGAUGAGUUUGGAGCUUUGGAAAGUGUGAAAGCUGCUAGUGAACUCUACUCGCCUCUCUCGGGAGAAGUGACUGCAGUUAAUGAUGCCCUUGCAGAUAAUCCAGGGCUUGUCAAUAAAUCCUGUUAUCAAGAUGGUUGGCUUAUCAAGAUGACUGUGGAAAACCCUGCUGAACUUGAUGAACUGAUGAAUGAAGACGCCUAUGAGAAGUACAUAAAAUCCAUUGAGGACUGAGCUGGAAUAAUGAAAUAAAUCCAUAUAAAAUA
Molecule: messenger RNA, 544 nt
Organism: Pezoporus flaviventris
Lineage: Eukaryota; Metazoa; Chordata; Aves; Psittaciformes; Psittacidae
Gene: GCSH
Product: glycine cleavage system protein H
Exons: 5
Coding region: 9-512 (167 amino acids)
Biological process (GO): protein lipoylation; glycine decarboxylation via glycine cleavage system
Cellular component (GO): mitochondrion; glycine cleavage complex; cytoplasm
Source: RefSeq, a predicted model, not a curated record